Molecule: messenger RNA, 530 nt
Organism: Tilletiopsis washingtonensis
Lineage: Eukaryota; Fungi; Basidiomycota; Exobasidiomycetes; Entylomatales
Exons: 2
Cellular component (GO): nucleus
Molecular function (GO): DNA-binding transcription factor activity; protein dimerization activity
Source: RefSeq, a predicted model, not a curated record
GAGGGCGAGGCGGAGGACGCGACGACGGCGUACGUUGAGGAGGACAAGGAUGAUGAGGCACGUGAGGGCGAGGCCAUCGCUGCCAUGGAGCGCCUGGCCGAGGGCGCCGAGGACGCCGAGCGUCUGCCGUUCCAGCACGGCGAGAACGGCAGCCCGAUGGACGCGCAGGCGCAGGAGGCACAGAUGGACGUCGGCGACCUUUCCAUGGGCGCCACGCCCGGCAAGAAGGGCAAGAAGAACAACGGACCCGAGGCGGAGCGCGUGCGCAAGGACAACCACAAAGAGGUGGAGCGCCGCCGCCGCGAGCAGAUCUCGCUUGGCAUCGCCGAGCUGUCGCAGAUCGUGCCCGGCUGCGACCCCAAGUCGACGAACAAGUCGGCCAUCGUCGGCUCGGCGGUGCGCUACAUCCAGGAGCUGCGCAACAACGAGCAGAGCAACAUUGAGAAGUGGACGCUCGAGAAGCUGCUGAUGGACCAGGCGAUGAACGACCUGCAGGCGCAGCUCGAGGCGACGCGCCGCGAGAACGAGCG